AUGAGUGAACCAAAGCCAGGAGAAGCACUUAUUAAGCCAGAGUACCGGAAGGAACGUUGGUUUAGCGAUGCUGAAACAGCUGUCAAUGAUGACGAAGCAGAAGGUGCCUCUACGAUCGAACCCAAGAAGCAAAAGAAUGCUCGUGGUGCUAAUAAAGGACAAAGGGGGAAAAAGCGUAUUGAAGAUAGUGUCAGACUUUGUAAAUACGUGGCUGUUGAUGAAGAAUGCAAGAUUGGUGAAAAGUGUCGAUUCUCUCAUGACCUUGAAGCUUAUUUAGCCGCUAAGCCUGCUGAUAUCGGUAAUCGAUGUGUCAAUUUUGAUUUAUUUGGAAAAUGUUCGUAUGGCUAUAAAUGUCGCUUCUUGAGCGCACAUAUGGAUGAAAAUAAAAAACUGAUUGUAGAUGAGAAAAAGAUGGCAGAGAACAAUGUGUAUACAAUCAAUGGUAUCUCACACGAAACACAAGUUGCAUUGAAUCGUUCAAAAUACAAGUUCCCAAGAACAGAAGCAUAUAUGGCUACAGUGAAAGUAGAGAUUGCAGAGGAACAGGCAAUGAAGGACGCCAAUGCAUUAAAACGAAAACUUCAAUCAUCUUCCGAAGAGCAAAAGGGGAUCAAAAAGCAGAAGUCUGAUGAAUCUAAUGACAGCGAGGACGACGAAUUUUUUGAUGCCUCUAACGAGUUUACAAAUGUCAGCAUUGAACCAGCAGCAGCUGAAGCACCCACAAAUCAAGAAGAUAAGCCUAUAGGACCUAUUGAUCUUAAAUACAAAAAGAUUAUAGAUUUCAGAAACAAAACUUACCUUGCACCACUCACAACAGUCGGUAAUUUACCGUUCCGAAGAGUCUGUAAAGAAUAUGGAGUUGAUAUCACCUGUGGUGAAAUGGCUCUCGCAUUCAAUUUACUACAAGGUCAGCAAUCCGAAUGGGCGUUAACAAAGCGUCACAAAUCUGAAGAUAUCUUUGGUAUUCAAAUUUGUGGAUCAAAGGUUGAACAAGUGACAAAGGCUUGUGAAGUUUUGAAUAACGAGGUGGAUGUUGACUUCAUUGAUCUAAACAUGGGAUGCCCUAUUGAUUUAGUGUUUAAGCAAGGCGCUGGUUCAGCAUUGCUAGAUGCUAGAGGUCGUAUGUUUAAGAUAUUAAGAGGCAUGCAGACAGUGACUGAUAUUCCGAUCACGGCAAAGUUCAGAAUGGGUAUCAAAGACAACUAUCCAAUUGCUGACAGAGUUGUACCCAAGCUUGAAGAGUUGGGAAUUGCUUUAGGAUCUCUCCAUGGACGUUCUCGUGCACAAAGAUACACCAGAAAGGCAGAUUGGGAGUACAUUGGAACGAUGAAACAGUUGACAAAUAGCAUGCCAUUAUACGGUAACGGAGAUAUAAUGAGCUUUGAAGACUACAAUCGCUGCAAGGAAAUCAGUGGUGUGGAUGGUGUCAUGAUCGGUAGAGGUGCGCUCAUCAAGCCAUGGAUUUUUGAUGAAAUUAAAAACCAGAGACACUAUGAUAUCUCUGCUAAUGAGAGAUUUGAUAUGCUCAAGCGUUUCUGUGAUUACGGUUUAGAACAUUGGGGAUCAGAUAGUCAAGGUGUCAACAUCACUCGACGAUUCUUUUGUGAAUGGCAGUCAUUUUUGUACAGAUAUAUUCCAGUUGGCAUCCUUGAAAGACCUCCUCAACGUAUGAAUGAAAGACCACCUCCAUUCCAAGGACGUAACGAUCUGGAAACACUCAUGGCCAGCCCUCUCGCGUCUGAUUGGGUUAAGCUUAGCGAACUUUUCCUUGGUCCUGCACCAGAAGAUUUUAAAUUUGUACCAAAGCACAAAGCAAAUUCAUUUGAGUCUAUUCAGGUAUAA
Molecule: messenger RNA, 1842 nt
Organism: Rhizopus microsporus ATCC 52813
Lineage: Eukaryota; Fungi; Mucoromycota; Mucoromycetes; Mucorales; Rhizopodaceae
Product: FMN-linked oxidoreductase
Exons: 10
Coding region: 1-1842 (613 amino acids)
Biological process (GO): tRNA processing
Molecular function (GO): tRNA dihydrouridine synthase activity; RNA binding; metal ion binding
Source: RefSeq, a predicted model, not a curated record